AUACAAAGUCCCGUGAAGUACAUUCAGACCUGAUUGCGUGUGGAUAUACAACCUUAUCGACGUCAGGGAAUAACAGAAACGGGUAUGGAUGGAAAUACAGUUGUAAGAUCAGUGAGAAACAUGUACUCUCUCCUUUUCAAUGAUCAGGCUCGACCGGAGCCUGAGAUUACUCAUGGUCAGCCGAUGGAACGUGCCCAUCCCAGUGAAACCAUCGUGGAAUAUCUGCGAGAGAGGAGCGCCGAAUUUCGCAGAGUGAGCGAGAUUCGACAGAAGGGAUGGGAAAGCCCCGAGGGCGAUGCGUAUUUCCAACAGUUACGACAGAGCGCCGACCAAGCGAAUGAACAUACAGCGACGUUUUUCUACAAGCUGAUGAGAAAUAUUGGAAACGAGCUUCAUCAAUACACCAAUGCAUUUGCGAUACGGCGAAAUCUUCUUUCAGAGCCUAGGAGCCGAGCGAGAAUUCUAGACAUGUGUAUGGCUCCGGGUGGGUUCCUUGCGACGGCUUUGAGCAAGAACCCCGGCGCCGAAGCGCUGGCAUUCAGUCUACCCAUUUCCGCUGGUGGGCAUACGAUUCUUGUGCCGAAUUCUUCAACUGUCGAGCAGAGGCUUAUGGACAUUACGAUGCUCGCAGCGGACAUGGGGGUUGAAGAGAUUCCUAAAGACCACCCGGAUGCGGGAAACUUCUUGCCGCGACAAUUCGAACCGGAUAAUCUAUUUGAUCUUGUCCUGUGUGAUGGCCAAGUCCUUAGGGUCCAUCCGAGAGCUCCAUAUCGCGAGAACAGAGAGGCUAAGAGGCUCUCGACCACACAGUUAGCUCUCGGUCUCGAGCACCUCAAGCCCGGCGGAACGAUGAUUGUACUCCUCCACAAGCUUGAAGCGUGGGACACCGUGAAUCUCGUAUGGAAGUUUCACCAAUUUUCGACGGUCAAACUUGUGAAACCCCAAAGAGGUCAUGCUAAGCGGUCGUCCUUUUAUAUGGUAGCUACUGAUAUUCAGAGCCGCCACCCUAAAGCUAUUCAAGAGAUCAAUAAUUGGAAGAAGGUUUGGAAGAUUGCUACGUUCGGCUCCGAUGAGGAGUAUAAGCGAGGAUUCAUGAAUGAAGAUCUCGGUGUGGAUGAGCUGCUUGAGAAUUUUGGGUCGGCGCUCAUAAAGCAUGGCACUAAAAUCUGGAGUAUUCAGGCGGACGCUUUGGAAAAAGCAUCGUUCAACCAGCGAAAGUGGUGAAGAUAUCAACAAGUACUUUGUUUUUCAACAUGUCGUCUUAGUCUUGAUACCCUGCUAGGAGUGGGUAUUAUGGGUAUUCCAGGUUGGGUACCUACUAGGUAGUUAGUUUUACGUCGGUAGUAUGUUCGGUAUCGCAUUUGAUAUCCAGGCAAUUGAAUGUUUUAUUAGUGAAAGAGGUUGUAAAAAU
Messenger RNA from Annulohypoxylon maeteangense, 1411 nucleotides. RefSeq lists its product as uncharacterized. Gene Ontology annotation, biological process: methylation. Gene Ontology annotation, molecular function: methyltransferase activity. NCBI's taxonomy places the organism in Eukaryota, Fungi, Ascomycota, Sordariomycetes, Xylariales, Hypoxylaceae. The transcript is spliced from 2 exons. The record is from RefSeq and is a predicted model, not a curated record. The coding region runs from base 85 to 1224 and encodes 379 amino acids.